Messenger RNA from Macrosteles quadrilineatus (aster leafhopper), 2594 nucleotides. Its product is annotated as probable ATP-dependent RNA helicase DDX10. The transcript is spliced from 13 exons. Lineage: Eukaryota; Metazoa; Arthropoda; Insecta; Hemiptera; Cicadellidae. Gene Ontology annotation, molecular function: nucleic acid binding; ATP binding; RNA helicase activity. Gene Ontology annotation, biological process: rRNA processing. Gene Ontology annotation, cellular component: nucleus. The record is from RefSeq and is a predicted model, not a curated record. The coding region runs from base 129 to 2540 and encodes 803 amino acids.
UGGUUUGCAUCACGUUCUUUUAGGUUAUGUUACCUUUUAUUAUGAAUGGUGAAUAGCUCAGGCCUAUGCUAAAAAGCUAGCUAGAGUAAUUAAUUAUAGUGUGUUUAUUACAUUGAUUUUCCACUACCAUGAAAGCUAAAGACAAAAAUAAAAAUAGAAAUAAAGAAAAGGUAAAGGUAUUUUCCAAAAAGAAGACCUUUGAUCAUUUUGAUAAGGUCAUAAAAAAACUUGAAUCAGCCAAGAUUGAUAUCUCCCAAGUAAGAACGUUUACUGACCUGCCAUUAUCUCCACCAACUCAGAAAGGACUCUCUGAAAAUGGCUUUGAAAUUCCAACAGAAAUACAAAAGGAGAGUUUGGUUUACAGUUUGCAAGGCAUGGAUAUCUUAGGGGCUGCCAAAACUGGAAGUGGGAAAACGUUAGCAUUUCUUGUACCUAUUCUUGAGACUCUUUUCAAAAAGAAAUGGACUCGAAUGGACGGUGUUGGAGCUGUGGUUAUCACUCCUACAAGAGAAUUAGCUUACCAGAUAUUUGAAACUCUGCGUAAGGUAGGAUUUCACCACGAUUUCUCUGCUGGCUUGAUCAUUGGUGGAAAAGACUUACACUUUGAGAAGCACAGAAUGGACCGAGUGAACAUUGUGAUCUGUACUCCCGGCCGUUUGCUUCAACAUAUGGAUGAAAAUCCUCUUUUUGACUGUGUAAACAUGCAAAUAUUAGUUUUGGAUGAAGCGGAUCGCUGUUUGGACCUUGGUUUUGAAAAGACGAUGAAUAGUAUAAUUGAAAAUCUUCCCCUAAACCGGCAAACUCUAUUGUUCUCUGCUACUCAGACAAAAUCGGUACGAGACCUAGCCCGGUUGAGUUUGAAGGACCCUAAGUACGUGUCAGUACACGAGAAUGCUCAGUACAGCACUCCUGAUGGCUUGACACAGAACUUUGUCGUUUGCGAACUUCACGACAAAAUGGCGUUUCUGUGGUCUUUUAUAAAAAACCAUUCCAAACAUAAAAUAUUGGUGUUCCUAUCCAGCUGUAAGCAGGUGAAGUACAUGUUUGAAAUACUGUGCAAGCUGCGACCAGCUAAUGCACUGCUUGCGUUGUAUGGAACAUUGCAUCAGGAACGGAGAAUGAAAAUAUACAAUGCUUUCACUCACAAGCAGCACGCUGUAUUACUGGCUACUGACAUUGCUGCUAGAGGACUAGAUUUCCCAGAGGUCAACUGGGUCAUACAGCUGGAUUGUCCCGAGGAUGCCAACACGUACAUUCACCGUGCAGGACGUACCGCUCGCUACCACAAGGGCGGAGAGUCUUUGCUGGUGCUGCUACCUUCAGAGAGAGACACAGUGUUAAAACAUCUUGAGGAGAAGAAGAUACCCAUCAAUGAGAUCAAAGUGAAUCCAAUGAAAUUGACGAAUCCUCAAGUUAAAAUGGAAGCUUUUCUUGCCAGAGAUCCAAAUCUGAAAGCUUCUGCUCAAAGGGCUUUUGUUGCUUACUUCAAAUCUGUGUUUUUAAUGAAAGACAAAGAGGUUUUCGACAUCAAUGCCCUGAAUCCUGACACUUUUGCAAGGUCUUUAGGUCUUGUUGUAUCUCCAAGAAUACGAUUUCUUAACAAAUACAAAAAUCAAAUUCAGAAUGCUAAAAAAAGCAGAGAUGAACUUCCCUCUUUGGAAACCAAAGAUUCUGAUGAAAGCGACAAUGACCUUCCCAGAGCAAAUGUCAUUCAACCGCCUAAAGAAGUGCCAAAAGGAAAAGAAACUUACAACUUUGGUGGAGAUGAUAGUGAGAGUGAUAAUGAGUUCUUAACCAUCAAAAGACAAGACCAUCAGCUGGAAGUCGAUGAGAAGGAUGAAAUCACAGAUUUAUUAGAGCAAAUGCAGAACAAGUCAAAGAAAAAACCUCUGACUAAAGCAGCAUUGGCCAAGAAAGUUUUAAAAAAGAAAAUCAUCCCGAACAAAAAAAUAGUCUUCGAUGAAACUGGAGAGACCCAAGAAGAUCAAAUGAAGGCGAGGACCACAGAAGAGGGACGUCAAUACGAAGCAGCAGCUGAAGGUGGAAUCGACAUUGCUGAAGCCCAGAAAGUUAUGAGAGCUGAGGAUAAGAUCGACAGGAAACUAUUUCGGGAGAAGAUCAAAGCAAAACACAGAGAACAGAGGCUGAAGGAGAAGAAGAUAAAGAAGAAGAAAGACAAGGAAGACGAAGACGAGGUGGAAGUGAAACUUUACAGUGGAAGCGAUAGUGAGGGAAGCGGACCUGACUUGUCUUGGCUGCCGGACCCAGACAAGGUGUUUGGAGAGAAGGGAACGAGAGAAUCGGACAACGAAGACUCAGCAGAAGAAUCAGUUGAUGAGGCUGAGGUUGAGAGGAGUAAAAGCAGGUCUCAAAAGAAGCCGGAAAAAAGAAAAAGAAACUCUAAAAAGGAACCAAAAUCUAAGAAGGUCAAGAGGUUAGAAGAGGAUGAAAAUAUCAGUGAAGAUGAACCUCCGGACACAGGCUUAUCUCUUGUGGAAGAUGAAGAACUCGUUUUGAGAUUCUUGUCAGAUAAAACGUAACUGUAAGAAUGUUUGUGCAUACGUACUUUUGUAAAUAUAUAUUUGAUUUUUAAA